This is a messenger RNA of Archocentrus centrarchus (flier cichlid), 1243 nucleotides long. It is a transcript of the gene olah, whose product is annotated as oleoyl-ACP hydrolase. The transcript has 7 exons. The record is from RefSeq and is a predicted model, not a curated record. NCBI's taxonomy places the organism in Eukaryota, Metazoa, Chordata, Actinopteri, Cichliformes, Cichlidae. Gene Ontology annotation, biological process: lipid biosynthetic process. Bases 140 to 904 code for a protein of 254 amino acids.
CACCGGUUGGAGGCGGUAAUCGACGUGCGCAAGCCGCCAGUAAACAUCAAACAGUAGAAGAAGAAACCCAUAAACACACUGUAAACAGUUCCCAUGAUUUUCCUGGAAGAAGUUAACGGAGCUGACAGCAAAUAAUAGCAUGGAAAAGGUGAUCAGCUGUUUCAAGACAAGACCAGAGGCUGUUACCAGGCUGAUAUGCUUCCCCUGGGCAGGUGGAGGCUCCAUACACUGUGCUCGCUGGGGGAACGUCCUCAGCAGCUCAGUUGAAGUGUUUGCUGUCAAACUUCCUGGCAGAGAGAGCCGAGCCAAAGAGCCGUUCUUUCAGAGCAUGCAGCAGAUCGUGGAUGAAGUUAUUGGCGUGUUGCUGCCGCUGCUGAAGGAGAAGCCUUUCGCUCUGUUUGGCCACAGUUUUGGUGCCUUCACCAGCUUCGCUGUUGCAGAUGCUCUGAAGAAAAUUCACAACCUGGAACCAGUUCAUCUCUUUGUGUCGGGGGCUUCUGCACCUUAUUCGGAGACUCGCAUCAAAGCCCCGAAGAGAAGCGACUUAUCGGAUGAAGAUUUUCUCAAGUGGUUAAUUUCGAUUGGAGGAACUCCUCCUGAGCUGCUGGCGAACCCUGAAGUCCUGAAGCUCUUCCUCCCUGCCCUAAAGGCCGACCUGCACAUCGUGGAGAACUACAGGUGUAACAAGCCAAGCAGCCCGUUUCUGUCCUGCCCGGUCACAUGUUUCGACGGGAAGGAUGACAUUCCUCAUGAUUUGCAAGCUUGGAAAGACGUCACAUCAGGAGAGUUCACCAUCAAGAUGUUCGAGGGAUCUCAUUUCUACCUGAAGGACUCCGGAAAUGAAAAAAUCAUUUUAGACUACAUCACAAAGCAUUUGGAAACAUCAGAAAUGGACUAUUUAUAAGCAUGUAAUAACUACUUUUGUGGGGGUUUUUUCUACUAGUUUAUAUUUAAUUCUGUGCAGCCGAGCAGUACAGUUUAUUUUUAUGAGUACACUGAAUUCAGUAACUGUAUCCAUGUUUUUCAGAACAAGGCCCAAAAUUCCUUUUCCUCUUAAUAACUAAUUUUAAUUAUCUGGAGUUUGAGUUCAUUGCCUGCUUUUUUUCCCUGCUUUGUUUAUGAUUUUUUCCCUGUAAUUUAUGUGUGAAACAUGACUCCACAGAAACCAAAAUAAAAAAACAACUUUUUAUUUUUAAAUCCACUUCUAAAUGAUCAAAGUCCAAAACCACACAUUUGAAAUGAA